Erythranthe guttata (spotted monkey flower) is the source of this 752-nucleotide messenger RNA. The record is from RefSeq and is a predicted model, not a curated record. Lineage: Eukaryota; Viridiplantae; Streptophyta; Magnoliopsida; Lamiales; Phrymaceae.
AAGUUUAGAAAAUUCUAUACAAGUAUUAAGAUUAAUAUCAGUGUGGAAAAGAGGAUUAAGAGAUAAGAAGCCAAUUAAAUCGCUUAAUCUUAACCAAUUAAUUAUAUAUCAUUUCAGGCAUGGUCAUCAGGGAAGGGAGCGCCGCUAGUGCCGCCACCAAUGCUGCCAACAUCCCGCCCCCAGUCAAUGCUGCAGCCGGAGAGGUGAACCAAGAGCAACGGCAAGGAUUCAAAAGAGAGGCAGACCAAUACAUGCCGAUAGCUAAUAUCACCCGCACUAUGCGGCGCGUCCUCCCCGCCCACGCUAGAAUCACCGACGAUGCCAAGGAGGCCAUCCAGGAGUGCGUCUCCGAGUUCAUCAGCUUCAUCACUGUUGAGGCGAACAUGCGGUGCCACCGCGACUAUCGAAAAACCGUCACGCCCGAGGAUGUGCUGGCGGCAAUGAAAUCACUGGGUUUCGAUGACUAUUUGCAGCCCCUCGCCGUUUUUCUCAACAAGUACCGCACACAACAGGACCCCGAGCGCGAUUCUACGAAUCAGCUACUGCAGUUCGUCAGGCGCGACAACAACGCAGCGGUCGGGGGUGGCUUUGUUCAUCAUCAUCAACAACAACAACAACAACAAGGUGCACAGAUGGUGCGGCCGCCGCCACCACCACCAACAGCACCGACAAUGUGGUAUUAUGCCCCCUUGUCGCUGCCGCCAGCUGCUUCAGUGGAAGAUGAGGAAAAAAUUGGCGGGUCACAAAGAUAA